Messenger RNA from Aspergillus clavatus NRRL 1, 1308 nucleotides. RefSeq lists its product as uncharacterized. Gene Ontology annotation, biological process: lipid metabolic process. NCBI's taxonomy places the organism in Eukaryota, Fungi, Ascomycota, Eurotiomycetes, Eurotiales, Aspergillaceae. The transcript is spliced from 2 exons. Bases 1 to 1308 code for a protein of 435 amino acids. The record is from RefSeq and is a predicted model, not a curated record.
AUGCAACCCGAUAGCUACAUCGCUCCGGACCUGACCCGUCCGGAUCUUCUGGUGCUGCACACGCUGCUGUCCGAUGUCCAGACACCACAGUCUCAGCGGUCUCCCGACCCGAAGCCGGCUGAUCCGCCGAGCGCCUCUGAAAAGAUCCCAUCAUCGCCCUCCAAGACCGUCACAGACCAGCUAGAAGCCUUCAACAAUCCUCAGCAUGUAGACUUUGAACCCACCGUGACCAUGACGUGGGACACUCCCGUUCUCCAGACCAAACUUCCGUCAAUCCUCACCCAAUGGCUGCUCCAACCGUAUAUUCGCCUGGGCCGGCGAGUCGUUCGGGUGGAAACCGACGUCGUGAUGUUAACUCACCUUCUCUUGUACUUCGGCACCUCGGUCCCCAGUGCCUUCUAUCUCUAUCAACACUUUACCUGGCUCCAUGGCGUGCUGCAUUGGGUCAUGCAGUCGUACUAUGUCGGCAGCUACACCCUCAUGAUGCACCAGCACAUCCACAUGGGCGGCAUCCUCGCCCGGCCCUUCUGGCUGUUUGACUCACUGUUUCCGUAUAUCACCAACCCGCUCAUGGGCCACACCUGGAACUCUUAUUACUACCAUCAUGUCAAGCAUCAUCACGUCGAGGGCAAUGGGCCCGGCGAUCUCUCUUCGACGGUGCGUUACCAGCGCGAUGAACUCUCCGACUUCCUCUGCUACGUGGGCCGGUUUGUCUUCUUUGUAUGGUUCGAACUGCCGCGCUAUUUCUUCCAGAAGGGCCAGUUUGUCCACGGACUCAAGGCAGGUUUCUGGGAGAUCGGCAACUAUCUCUUCAUCUACGCCAUGUAUCGCUUUGUGGACCCCCGCGCGACCCUCUUCGUCUUUAUCCUACCACUGGCCCUGCUCAGACUGGGAUUGAUGAUCGGGAACUGGGGACAACAUGCCUUUGUCGAUGAGACAGACCCCAACUCGGACUUCCGGUCGAGUAUCACCCUGAUUGAUGUUCCGAGUAACCGGUUCUGCUUCAAUGACGGCUACCACACCUCGCACCAUCUGAACCCCCGCCGUCACUGGCGGGAGCACCCCGUGGCCUUUCUCAAGCAGAAGGAUCGCUACGCCAGCGAGCAUGCGCUCGUCUUUCGUAACAUUGACUAUUUGAUGAUUACCUACCGUCUCAUCCGGAAGGACUAUGUGCAUCUGGCCCGAUGCUUGGUGCCAAUGGGAGACCAGAUCCCGAUGUCGCUGGAAGAGCGCGCGGCCAUGCUGCAGACUAAGACGAGGAGAUUCACCGAGGAGGAAAUUCCGAAGAAAUUCGGCCUCAGCGGGUGA